AUGGAGCCUGGAAUUUUUCAGUACGUGAUGACGUUGCAGCGUCGUCCCCCUCGCAUCUCGCUAUACUCCAAGCACGUUGGUGCAAAGGAAAACGCGCAUGCUUAUUAUCAGGAUAUAUUGCUCACACUUUCCUGGGUUUCCUGUCACUGUGAGCGCGCCUUCGCAUCUCGACGCAAGGCGCGAUUCGCGUUGGCUUCGCCCCCGGGAUGGUGGGUUGCCCAGAGAAUGACACAACGGGCUCAGAUGACUCAUAUGUCCUUCUACACCGUCUGCAUGACCUUGGCUCAUGAUUACUUCAACACCCGAAAUUUGCAGCAGUUCCAGCGGUUGCUCGAUGGCGGACUUAACGACCGGAAGCAACAAGCUGGGAAUGGUGCAUCUGCUCAGCCGAGCACCAGCGGGGCCAAGUCGUGGAACAAACCCAGCCCCUUAGCCACGAUGACACCGCCUGUGGACGUCAAUGCAAGAGAUUGGCUCGGUCGAACCGUACUUCACCUCGCUUGCUCCGCCGUCGAGAAUGUCGAAUACGUCCGGGCGUUACUCAAGCACCCCAAUAUCAACGUCAACGUACCUGAUACGGAGAGCCAUUGGACGCCGUUGCAUCGAGCACUUUACCAUGCGAAUCUUCCUGCAGCCCAAAUGCUUCUCCAACGCUCCGAUAUCGACAUCUCCCUCAAGGAUUGGGAGGGCUACACGGCAUUCGACCUAUACAAUUCGACAAUCAACGGGACCAAUCCUGACUCUCGCCAGCUGAACGCCGAGUUGUUUACUUGGGGAGCGAAUCGCAAUGCCGCACUCGGACUUGGGGAUGGAAAUGACAGGAGCCACCCUGACCAAGUCAUCAUCCCAGGGAAGGGGAAUCCAGAAGAUUUGAAAGACAACAAGCUCACCGAACGGUUCAUUCCAAUUUCGAUUCGCCAAAUUCAAAUGUCAAAGCUCCACACAGCCAUUGUAACUUCUGAAGAGAGCGGGAACCUCAGGGUCUGUGGGUUUGGCAGUGGUGGAAGACUCGGUCCCGGACAACACACCCAGUUCAGCCUCAAGCCCUUACCUCAAUUCAGCUACACCAUCACACAGGUCGCCUUGGGCCAGGACCACACUCUCGCGCUCACCAAGAACGGCGAGGUUCUCAGCUGGGGCUUGAACCACUUUUCGCAGCUCGGCUAUCCACUAGAGCUGACGGGUGGAAAGUUGGAAGAACCGAUUCAACCAACGCCGAGGAAGAUUCCAGGGCCUUUGAAGAAAGAGACAGUUAUCGGAAUCGCAGCGUCGAAGAAAGCUUCGGCGUGUUGGACGCUCGACGAGGUCUUCACCUGGGGAACGAAUGCUGGGCAGUUAGGCUACGACAAGAAUGCCCAGCCUGUCCAGGUGAUUCCCCGCAAGGUGACCAAGUUCUCUCAGCCAGUCAUCGCUCUGGCCCUCUCGGACAACGCUAUGGCUGGACUUUUGCAAACGCAGCAGGUUGAAUGCAUCUGGAAUGACCGCCAUUACCGAAUCAACUUCCCCAUCCACGCGUUCCCCUCCGAGAUUCAACCCUUCCGACCACGACAAGCGAUCAAGGAUUUCCACAUAGCGAAGGUGACUUGCUGCGGGGAUCUAUUUGCCGCCCUUUCCUCGAACGGCGAAGUGUUCACAUUCUCCCCUCCUACCGAUGGCGGAGACGGUGUGGAUGGUUACCACCAUAAGGGUUCUCCGUUCAAACCCCAGCGUGUUUGGGCGCUGCGGAAGAAGUUUAGCUCAGUCAGGGAUGUCGCUAUGGGCGCGGAAGGCUCCAUAAUCAUCUGCACCGAAUCAGGGCAUACCUAUGUCCGUAUCCGAACUGGAAAAGGAGGUGGAAAGAACUUCAAGUUCCAGCGCAUUCCACAUCUCCAACGCGUCACCCAUGUUUGUGCCAACAGCACUGGUGCCUUUGGAGCACUUCGUGUCGACUUUAGGCCCAAGAAGAUCGACAUUCAAGGGCCUUCGAUCGCGGAAGACCUCUCUCGAGUUCAACCUUAUCGUCUUCCCUUCCCUGCGGAAGCUGUCCCUUCCGGACAUCGCUUCCACCCGACCGUCGUCGAUGCCCUGGAUGAAGCUGGCCGGUCAAAGACAUCGAUCAACGUCCCUGCAUUGUCGCUCGACGAUGACAACUAUAUCGAUGAAGAUGGCGACGACGCAGAUAUUGAGAAGGACAUCCGAACGCUUCAGGGCUUUAUGAACAUUAUCCAGAGAGAAGAACGCAAGGUCAAGGCUGCCAAAGGGAGCCUGAAGUAUGGUGGAGUUGCCCUUCCGCACGGCGCCGAUACGCUCAUUUCCAUCGGCACAAUCCACGUCCCGGCACACAGCGUUAUCCUUGCUGCUCGGUCGACCGUGUUGGAUGAUAUUCUGUCGAAAAGGACGACUGCAACGUCCAGUUCCAUUUCCAUCGUCGUUACUCGACGUCUUCCAGGACCGGGAAACGGCGUCUCUAACCUUACUUCCCUCGCCUUCUCGGGCAUCCAUCCGCUCUCGCUCCUUAUCAUCCUCCAUUAUCUCUACUCCGAUGAAGUCCUCGCUAUUUGGGAUCGACGCGUCUAUAGCUCCUUAACCGAUCACGCCUUGUCAACGCUGAAGGUGGACGUCGCGGAGAUCAAAUCCGACCUACGCACCCUGGCUGCAACCUUGGAGUUGCCCCAUCUCUCUCAAGUUCUUCAAGCACCUGUGAAACGUCCACCUGCGCCUUCGCUGUCGACUGACCUAUCCGCACUAUUCGAGAAAGCACAGGGCUCGAAACAACGACGUUCUUUGCCUUGUUCGCCCGACGUGGUCUUGGAGCUGAGAGAUAAGGAAGUUUGGACGUAUUCCGUCAUCCUCCGAGCGCGAUCAGAGUUCUUUUCGUGCUUGUUGGAUGAGGAUACGUGGACGCGGAAGAGGUGGGGUCAGGAUGGCGUGUUGAGGGUUGAUUUGAAGCAUAUGAGGUGGCACGUCAUGGAGUUUGUGCUCAAAUUCCUUCUCUGCGGGAAGGAUAAGGAAUUGUUCGAUGUUCUACCGUUCACCGAAUCGGUCGAUGAUGUCUUGGAGUUUAUGUUCGACGUUAUGGCCGCAGCGUCUGAGCUCCUCUUAGAUCGGCUUAUCCUUAUCUGCUCGUCGGUCAUCCUAACGUUCCUCGACAUUCACAACUGCUGUUAUAUCCUGUCCGAAGCCAGUUACUACCAUGCCUACCAACUCAUCAACAGCGUCCAAGAAUACAUGGCGGCCAACAUGGAGUCUCUCCUCGAGAUGGGGAUGUUGGAUGACCUGCCAUACUCCCUCGUCAAGCAGCUCUCCAAGUUCAUCAAGGAGCGACAACUCGAGAAGUCUUCGUUCUCGAGGACGGAUGUUUAUCUCGAUGGGUUGCUGGCGAAGCAUUGGGAUUGGCUUGAAGGGCAAGAUAUCCCAGUUCCUUAUGUGCGUUCUGGGAAGCAGCAUCCGUCGAGGGAACUGGCGAAGACGAGGCUGUCUCCCCCUGUUCCUCCGAAGGAGGUACCAUCUACGCCCUCUAAGCAGCUCAAGAUCCCAACUAGCGCUGUACAGCGUCGACCAUCGGGAGACGAUCUAUUCGCCAUGGAUCUUGGUGAGCCCGCUACCCAGCCAAGCCAAUCUUCGACUCCCUGGAAGGUACCCGACGCUCCUCGCGUCGACAUGAGGGCGUUGAUGGCUGAAGCUCAAGAAUCCAAUCGAUCCAUUGCGCCUCCGAUAUCUGCAAGCCCCAGUCGAGGGCAGACGCCACGUACGACGUCAGGACCUUCGACUAUCAACGGUCCAGGGUGGAAGACUCCCGGUCCUUCGACGACACCUCUCACUCCGUCUCGGUCGUCAGCAUCGCAAGGUCCUUCCUGGAGACAGCAUGCAUCACCCCAGCUGCCGCCUCCUGCUUCCGCGACACCCCCCUCAGCGACACCAGGUGCUGGACCCUUGGCACCAAAGGCGGCGCCUCCUUCACCUUCUCCGUUGAGGAGCAAGGCUUCGAAGCCGACGACACCGCUGGCACCUUUGCCUGGUAUGGGCCCGACGUUUACACCUACGAAGCAAGCCGUUUCGAAGUCUUCUGGCAUUCGUAACGUUUCUGGUGGAAAGGCGUGGACUGCUCCGCCCCCCGAACCUGUGGUCGUUACUACCAAUUCCAAGGCCGUCUCGUUUGCUGCUAUCCAAGAAGCGCAGCAAACUCAGCAUGCUCCCGUCAAAGAUCGGCGGUCGCUGAAAGAGAUUCAGGAGGAAGAGGAGGCGUUGCAAGCUGAAGCUGAUUUCCUGAAGUGGUGGGAGGCGGAGGAGAACCGGGUGAAGGAGGAGAUGGCUGCUUUGGAAAAAAUCAACCAAGGUGGGCUUACGAAGGGGGAGAGGGGAAGCGGUGGUGGCAGAGGAGGCAGAGGGAAGGGGAGAGGAAAGUCGGAGCAUCAUCGACCACGGUCGGGCAAUAAACCUCCUGCGACUGGUGGGUCUGGAGGAGCGCCUGCGGAUGCUGGGGAAGGAGGUCCUUCCCGGGGCGAGGGUGAGACUCAAGGGAAGGGAAAGCCGACUAAGUCGAGUAAUCCGGAUGAUGGACAACCGCGACGACAUCGACGACCACCCAAGAAGCAGGCCCAGGGACAACAGGCCGGCCAGGUCCCCUCGAGCUAA
Coprinopsis cinerea okayama7#130 is the source of this 4614-nucleotide messenger RNA. RefSeq lists its product as hypothetical. The coding region runs from base 1 to 4614 and encodes 1537 amino acids. The record is from RefSeq and is a predicted model, not a curated record. NCBI's taxonomy places the organism in Eukaryota, Fungi, Basidiomycota, Agaricomycetes, Agaricales, Psathyrellaceae. The transcript has 14 exons. Gene Ontology annotation, molecular function: protein binding.